Sabethes cyaneus is the source of this 6591-nucleotide messenger RNA. RefSeq lists its product as uncharacterized. The transcript has a single exon. Gene Ontology annotation, biological process: DNA integration. Gene Ontology annotation, molecular function: nucleic acid binding. Bases 1 to 6591 code for a protein of 2196 amino acids. The record is from RefSeq and is a predicted model, not a curated record. NCBI's taxonomy places the organism in Eukaryota, Metazoa, Arthropoda, Insecta, Diptera, Culicidae.
AUGGAUGUAGCGAAACAUUGCGCGAAGUGCGAUCGUCCGGACACGGCGGAUAACCUAGUCGGAUGCGAUACGUGCGAAACCUGGAUGCACUACGGGUGCGCACAAGUGACAGAUUCCAUCGCCGAGGAGAAUCGUAGUUGGAAAUGUGAUCAAUGUCGUGAUGCAGAAACAUCCCAGUCUCGGGUGUCGUUCGGUCGCUCAGCUUCAAGCAAGCGCUCAUCUAGGUUAGAUCUCAGCCUAAAGAUGAUAGAAGAACAAAAGGAGAUGGAAAAGAGGAGAAUCUUGGAGGAAGAAGCUGCUCAAGCAGCCGCUAGGAAGAAGCUAGCCGAAACGGAGGAGAAGUUUAUGAAGAAAAAAUAUGAACUUCUGCUGAUAGAGGCUGAUGAUUCGGAAGGCGCAGAAACGAGAUCAAGACUGAGUAGUCGAGCUGAACGUGAAAAAGUUAAGACGUGGUUAAGCGAGCAGGAAGUCAGCACAGCACAUCGAGUAAAAGUAGUGUCAUCCAGUUGCAUUCCGCAAACGUCCGCAGCUUCAGAAAUAGCUCAACAGUCUACAGCUCCAGCUUCUAGUGUAUUAAACCGAAUCGUGCCGCAUGUUGCCGUUGUCGAGCCACCGGCUCCCAUGUCAGCUUCCACCCCGAACUCGGUUGAGGGUUCCAGAAACAAGGAACAUCCCGUUGCAGCGACUGUUCCGCAAUCUGCAAUUCCGGUGAGAUCGAGUGGAGAUUUCGUUUCACACACUGAAAUUACUCUUGACAUUCCCCGAAGACCACCGGUAAGUUCAUCGUUGACUAGAUGUAAUUCCUCUAUCCGGAUCAAUUCCUGCGUUCCGAUGGAUGCCGGCAGGAUCAACCGUAGCGCCCCUCCUUCGAUUGUCGAAUCACACCCCGCGCGCAGUCGCUGUCACCUACCAGAACCGAUUGUAAAUAAUAUUCCAAUAAAUAUAAGUCAGGCAUCGGGAUGUGUCGAUAUCGCAGUCGUGUGUCAGUCUAGUAGAGGCCCAAUGUUACAUGAUAGCAUAGUAGGGACAAGUGCACCAGUAGUCAGUACUAUAAACCAUAUGUAUCCACCUAUGUCAAAUUACAAUACUACUUUCUCAACGGUCUCCUCAACGCUAAGUCAACAGUGCGUAACGAAUGGUCCAGUGCAAAUAGUAAAUAGUUCUAGUGCGUACAAUAGCAUAGCUGUUCCACAGUAUGGCGCUAUUAAUUCUGGUGAUUUAGUAGACGAGAAUCCACAAAGUUUGCAGAAUUCUGUUCCCUUUGUAACAAUGCAAGCAUCUCGACCAGUGUUUAACUCCGGUUGUCAAUCAACGUGGGUUAAUAAUAAUAUAACCAGUGCGAGAGUCGGUGGGACCAGCAGCGGGAUACAGUCGGUACCCAUAGUUUCAUCGCAUGGAGAUGGAAUAUUCGCCAAUUGUGGUGGUGUUUCAAGGUUUGCCAACCAGUUGGUACCAUCUGCAUACAUCACCGCCCCACACCAAGUUGGGUUACAGGCUACCCAAGCAUGGCCAGGUCAAAGUUCGUUCUAUACACAGUCACAAUCACAGCCGCAGCAGCAACAGUCCGCUGCAUCUGUGCGAAGUGGACCAUCCAGCGAACAGAUAGCCGCGAGACAAGUGAUGCCACGAGAACUGCCAAACUUUUCGGGCGACCCUCAGGAUUGGCCACUAUUUUACAGUUCGUUUUACAAUUCAACAGUGGCUUGUGGAUAUACUGACUCGGAAAACUUGGCGCGGCUACAGCGCUGUUUAAAGGGUAACGCGUUAGAAGCUGUUAGAACCCGGUUACUAAUGCCAGACUCGGUGCCGUUCGUAAUUGAUACACUGAAACGGCUGUACGGCCGGCCGGAAAUUCUGAUACACUCUCUCCUCCAAAAGUUGCGAGCGGCACCUGCGCCGAAAACUGACAACCUACAGUCGCAAAUUAAUUUCGGUCUCGCGGUACAAAAUGUUGUGGAUCACAUGUCUAUCGCCAAUCUUACGGAUCAUCUCUGCAAUCCCACGCUGCUUCAUGAGUUGGUGGAAAAACUGCCACCCCAAAUUAAAAUGCAGUGGUCGUACUACAAAAACAAAUGCGCUAGUGUCAAUCUGACCGCCUUCAGCGCUUUUAUGUCGGAACUCAUGGUAAUGGCCUCGGAUGUUACCCUUCCAAUGGACGCUCUCGCCCUAAGUUCGAAGCCCGGAAGAUCGGGCAAGGAAAAACCGAAACUGUAUGUACAUUCCGAUGAACAUCGGGAGAGGAAAACCGUAGCAGCAGAGCAACACCUGGCUCAAACAGAACGAGCAAAGAAGGCCUGUAUCUACUGCGCAAACGAACAUCACGAGAUCGCAAGCUGUAAGCAAUUUAAAGCACUGGAUAUCGAUGGUAGAUGGAAAGUAGUUAAGCAGAAAAACUUGUGCAGGAGCUGCCUCGUACCACAUCGGAAAUGGCCAUGUCGCACAAGAAAGGAAUGCGGAGUGAACGGGUGCAGGAUACAUCAUCACAUACUUCUACACUCGCCAAACAGUUCGGCCGAUACUUCGAACGGCUCCGGGAAUGCAAGUACCGUUGUACAUCAAAAUCUUCAUCGUUCGACGUCGUAUUCCUUAUUUCGAUAUUUACCAGUAACUAUAUAUGGAAACGGUAAACAAGUCAGUACUUACGCGUUUCUGGAUGAGGGGUCUAGUUCCACGCUUUUAGAACGCAGUAUUGCGUUGGCUCUUGGUAUUAAGGGACCACCUGAUGGCUUCUGCUUAAGCUGGACAGGAAAUAUUUCAAGGGAGGAGAAGGAAUCCGAACGUGUUAGCGUGGUGAUCUGUGGUGACGGCAAGCAGUUUAAGCUCCAUAAUGUGAGAACAGUGCAGCAGCUCCAGUUACCAGCGCAGACGAUGUGCUAUGAGGAUUUGGCUCGUACUUAUCAUCAUCUAAAGGGUCUUCCAGUUCGAAGUUACACGGAUGCAAUUCCGGGUAUUAUCAUCGGAAUAGAACAUAUCCGGCUACUAACUGCCUUGCGAACGCGAGAGGGACGUGAUAACGAGCCGGUAGCUACAAAAACACGCUUGGGCUGGUGCGUAUUCGGUAGAAGCUCCAACAACGGAGACGGGAUGCAGCAGUUGAAUCUACAUCUCGUGGGUGAAGUAUCAAACCGCGAACUGCAUCAGUUAAUGAAGCAAUUCUUCACAGUCGAAGGGUCCAGCGUUACCGUGAAGCCAGAGUCAGAAGAAGACCGACGAGCGCGGCGAAUAAUGGAAGCUACAACUCGUCGUGUUGACAACCAUUACGAGAUAGGGCUACUAUGGAGAUACGAUAAGCUAUGCUUUCCGAACAGUUACCCGAUGGCACUGCGGCGGUUACAAGCGUUAGAGAAACGGCUAAGUAAGGAUCCAGUGUUAGCAAAAGUGAGGGAGAAGAUAAUGGAAUACGAAGCGAAGGGAUAUGCUCAUCGCAUUACGCCGGAAGAGCAGAGCUCUACGGAUCCCAGUAAAGUCUGGUACUUACCCUUGGGAGUGGUCCAGAACCCAAAGAAACCGAAUAAGUUGCGGUUAAUAUGGGACGCUAAAGCACGAGUAGGAGGAACAUCGUUUAACGACAUGCUGCUAAAAGGUCCGGACCUCCUUGUAUCUCUGAUGGAGGUAUUGUUGCGCUUCAGACAGCGGAACAUUGCGGUGGUAGGUGAUAUUAAGGAAAUGUUCCACCAGAUCCGGAUACGGGAUGAUGAUAAACAGGCCCAGAGAUUCAUAUUUCGACAAAGUCCAGAGAUAGAACCCCAGGAGUAUGUUAUGGACGUAGCAACCUUCGGGGCAUCGUGCUCGCCAAGUCUGGCACAAUUUAUAAAAAACAAGAACGCAUCGGAGUUUGCUGGAGCCUUUUCGAGGGCGGCGAAAGCUAUAACGCAAAACCACUAUGUGGAUGAUCUUCUAGAUAGCGUAGACACCGAAGAGGAGGCCAUCCAGCUAGUCAACGAAGUAAAGCACAUACAUCUUCAAGCAGGAUUCGAGAUUCGCAACUUCUGUUCCAAUUCAGUCGGAGUCCUGGCGAGCAUUGGAGAACCGGUAGCGCGUCGACAAAUAUCCAUGAACUUGGAAAAAUCCCCAGAAUCAGAGCGAGUCCUUGGAUUGAUCUGGAAGCCAACGGAGGAUGUUUUCACGUUCGACAUAAACAGUAUGAAGGAGGAGAUAAAGACGCUGAUUCACAGCGGAGCUACACCUAGUAAACGGCAAGUUCUACAAACGGUAAUGUCCUUGUUCGACCCACUGGGGCUGAUAGCGCACCUCGUUGUCCAUGGGAAAAUACUCAUGCAACAGAUUUGGAGAACCGGAACAGAAUGGGACGAGCUCAUUGCGGAAGAAUUGUGGGACGAUUGGAGACUGUGGUGUCAGUGCCUGCAGCGUUUGGACGAAGUGAAGGUACCUCGUUGCUUCUUCAAAGGGGUAGGCAUUACUACACUCAAAGAUGCGGAAGCCCACCUGUUCGUAGAUGCUAGUGAGAUGGCUUGUGCAUCGGUUCUGUAUCUUCGCUUCAUGGACAACGGUAAACCCAGAUGUGUCCUAGUAGCCGCGAAAACGAAGGUCGCCCCGCUGAAACCACUUUCCAUCCCGCGUCUUGAACUUCAAGCGGCAAUGAUCGGAACAAGGUUGAUGGAUUCCGUUCUAAACGCUCUAGAUAUUCAAAUUACCAAGCGCUUCUUGUGGACUGAUUCGACAACGGUCCUCUGCUGGUUGCGAUCUGAUAGUCGGCGCUACCAUCAAUUCGUUGCCUUCCGGGUAGGAGAAAUCCUCACCUUAAGCAGUGUUGAUGAGUGGCAUUACGUGCCAUCGAAGAAGAACGUCGCUGAUGUCGCCACAAAAUGGAAAGAUGGACCAAGCUUCGAUCCGAACCAUCCGUGGUACAAUGCUCCGGAAUUCCUAUACCAAGCGCAGGAUCAGUGGCCGUCGGAACCGCUCCAGAGUCAGGCGGAAACGGAAACCGAACUACGUGCCGUGUUUCUCUUCCACGGUACGGUGCCUUAUGAGCUAUUGGAAAUGUCUAGGUUUUCGAAAUGGAACCGUCUGUUGAGAGCUACAGCCUACGUUCUACGAGCCGUGCGGAGAUUCAAGGGAGAAAAACCUGUUAAACCAGAUCAUCUAACACAGGGCGAGCUGUACAAUGCAGAAAACCUAAUAUGGAGACAAGUGCAAGCUGGGACGUACCCGGAUGAGUACGCAAUCCUACGGCGUAAUUUAGCGAAUCCCGCAAGUCCGUCUCAAAUCCCGAAGAACAGUCCACUAUACCGCCUUUCGGUAUUCCUAGACGAGCGAGGCGUCGUCCGAAUGAAUAGUAGAAUCUCCACCGCGCCUUCUGUGCCGUAUGACAUGCAGUUCCCAAUUGUGCUACCAAGGAAGCACCCGGCAAUACGUCUUCUAACAGAGGACUACCAUCGCAGGUUUCUCCACAGUAAUGGCGAAACAGUUUGCAACGAAAUGCGUCAACGAUUCCUUGUGCCAGGAUUACGUAUUCUGAUUCGUCAGGUGGCGAAGCAAUGUGUGACUUGCCGUGUUAGAAAAGCUGUACCAGCACCGCCUAUGAUGUCAGCUCUACCAAAAGUCCGCGUAACAGGGAUGGUCAGGCCAUUCACCCACACUGGCGUGGACUAUCUGGGACCAAUACAGAUCAAACAGGGGCGCAGUUUAGUGAAAAGGUGGGUUGCAUUAUUCACCUGUCUCGCGAUUCGGGCUGUGCACCUGGAGGUAGUGCAUAGUCUGUCUACGCAGUCGUGCGUGAUGGCUAUCAGGCGUUUCGUGGCUCGACGUGGUUCCCCGGAAACCUUUCACAGCGACAACGGGACAAACUUCGUGGGCGCGAGCAACCUAUUGGCAAACCAAGUACAGAACAUCCAUGAGGACUGCGCCGUAACUUUCACGAACGGUGAGACAAGCUGGCUGUUCAAUCCGCCAUCCACACCCCAUAUGGGUGGCUGUUGGGAGCGCAUGGUGCGCUCCGUUAAAUCCGCUAUAUCUGCCAUUGCGGAUCAUCCCCGACAUCCUUGCGAUGAGGUAUUCGAGACAGUCGUGAUUGAAGCUGAGUCGAUCAUUAACUCCAGGCCUCUGACGUACAUCCCGUUGGAGUCAGCAGAACAGGAGUCUCUCACACCUAAUCACUUUUUGCUCUUCGGUACGAAAGGCAUCACUCAACCGGGGAUACCUAUUAAGGCGGAGGAAAAUAGCUUGCGGGACAGUUGGCGUCUCGCACAGUACUUAGUGGACCACUUCUGGACUCGGUGGAUACGGGAGUACCUCCCAACUAUAACGAAGCGUACCAAAUGGUUUGAGCCGGUUAAGCCAUUGAAAACCGGUGACCUUGUACUGGUGGUUGAGGAUAGUAAGCGGAAUGGCUGGUUAAGAGGCAGGAUCGUAGACGUGAUUAAGGCGGCGGAUGGACAGGUUCGGCGAGCAGUUGUACAGACUAAAAACGGAAUGCUCAACAGACCUGCGGUAAAAUUAGCACUCCUCGAUAUUCAGUUGCCUGUAGACGGUCCGGAACUACACGGGCAGGGGGAUGUUACGAAACGGCUGGGCGGUUUCGCUCAGUGUGAGUUCGGUACCGCCCGUAACAGUCAUUCUGACGGUACAUAA